UGUAGAUCAUGUGACCUACGAACGUCCAAAAUGGCCGCCGCAGUUGCUAAUGAAAACAACUGAAGUUCGACUGAAACUUUUCUUCCCGUUUACCUCUUUUAUUCGAGACCAAUGGCUCAAAGUGGCCCAAUACGACCUUCUUCAGGUCGCCGUGCGGCUAAACAUGAAACUUUUUCGUCGGCUGUGAGUAACUACAGGGUGCGCCAGGUGCAGUCUUUACUCCAGCCUGGCAGAGACUCCAGGCAGCCCCCACUGGAUGCUGUACUGUGUAUCCUUGGUGUGGACGGCAGGCACAGUGAUGGAGCCCGGGAGCUGGCCAACUAUCUUCUCUUUGGUCUGUAUGACUACAAGACCAUCAAGAGGUCUAACCUCCCAGAAGAUACUGUUGAUGACAUGAUGCUCCUGAUCAGGCCAGAUGGAGUGAGUAUUUACUGUAACCCUGUCAACUACCCAUACCUGCUGCCGUACAUCGCACACUGGAAGAACCUGCAGAUCUUCUGUAUGGCUGAAGACAAGUACCAUGAGGAUGAGGAGGAGGCUGAGGAGUACAAGAUCAGGAGUUUUGUGGCCAUGAUGGAGGGAAGCAGCAGAGUGGGACUGCCGUACAGCUCCAGAUUUAACCAACAGCAGUUCAGCCCAAUGACCAUAGAGAAAUGGCCUAUCGUACAGGCAUUUGCCCUGGAAGGGUUUGGAGGUGGAGGUUUCUUCACCAUGAAGCACGAGGUGUUUGAUGUGAGCAGCAGACUGGAGCAUGUCUACACCAGGCUGGACCCUGUAGGACUGGAGAACCUGGUCACUGAGCAACUGUCGCAGUUUGAACAGCAGUGGACUUCAUUGAUCAAGACUAUUGAUGUUGAAAGCCCUGCCCAGAGAGCAGUCUUGACAGAGAGCAAAGUUGGAGAGCCAUUGCAGAGUUACUAUGCCCACGGCAUGCAAGCAGGUGGCACUGGAGGGCGGAGGCAGGCCUUUGUGCUGUUUGGGACUCGUACAGGUGGAGCAGGUGGACAGGGUGGUGAUGGGGUCAUCGGCAAGGCAGGCAUCAGGGGAGGGCCGUCUCUACACAUGGCUUGCCAGGCCAUCUCUCCUCGUGGUCCCCUCAGCUGUGCCAGAACCUACUUCUUCAGCAGUGGACAUGUCCCAUACCCAGUAUCAGAAGAAGCUGGCAUACCCAGGACUGAGGAGAAGAACAUGGAUCUCAGGUUGCUGUCCACCAUGUACCUGGUAGCAGUGGAUGCUGUUCUGGCUGCCAUUGACCAGUACAGCAAGACUCUCAGUGUUGGAGCUGCAAGGAAGACAGUCUUAGAUGUGCUGAAAGAUGCGGUAGACCGGCAUCAGCUGCCUCUCGGGAGUGCCUUUGCCUCAUCCAAGAACCCAAUUGAUUUCACAAUUGAGGAGGCAGACAUGCAUGGGCAUUCCCAAACAGCUGAGCAGGGGGCGCCGUCUCACCUUGUUAAAACUGCAUUCCUGUCCUUCAACGACAUUCCCAGUGUGGAACACACAGGACAGUCCCUGGGGUCUGUCACCUUUGCUGAGUCCUUCCUGGUGUCCAGCCUUACUGUCAUCAACCAUGAUGGUUCAAAAACAGUUGACAGCUGCUACACAGUGCUGACAGCCCAUAUCCCUCGUUAUACCACCUGGAUGACCACUCAAGUGGAGACUGAGAGGUCUGACGCCGUAGUGACUUUAGUGAAGACUCCAUCUGUGGAAGUCCUGGGGAAACCUCUCCUCCAGGGGGAGCAGGUCCAGCUGGUGGUGGCAACAAAAUACUGCUUCUCCCAAGAAGGCCAGCUACACAUUUUUGACAGAGGUUUGGUGUUCCUUCAGCCACACUGGGGCGCCCUCAUCCUGCCCAGAACGGAACUGCAGAGCAUUCUCUUCUAUGAUGGGGACUCCCGUACAGUUGUGGCCAUGCUGGUCCUGACCUACAGACCAGACAUGCUGGGUUUCCUGCCUGCCCAGGUCCAGAACCCUGACAACAGGCUUGUCAUCGUCUUCAACCCCAGCACUCGGGCUUAUAAGACAUUCAUGACAGAGGUGCUGUCAGCUUGGCAGGAGAAGGAAGAGAUGGGACAGGCCCACCUACAGACAGUUAAGGAGCUACCUGCUGACCUGGCCUCUCUGCACUCCCAGCUGCAGAAACGACUGGAGAUGAUGUUGACCCAACCCUCCUCUCUCAAGAAGGCCAUGGUCAACCUGCCUGAUCUGGAAAGAUUCCUGCCCCACUCCUCAGCCAGCAGUCUCCUGCAGACCUCCAUCCCUGCCGCUGACCUGGAGGUUCUGUUGGACCCGGCAGGGGACGAACCUAUGGACCUGGAGCCCAACAUGGAGGAGAUCAUUGUGACCAUCCUUACUGGGAUCCCAGGUAGUCACAAGGACAAUCUGUGCACAAGUCUUGUCAACAUCAACAAGGAGCAUGGCAGAUGGGUGGUGUUGAGACAGCCCAUUGAGAUUACGGAGGGGUUUGAUGCAGACAGCCUCCAGGCCUCGCUCAGUGCAGCAGUCAAGGCACAGAGGAAACGGGCGGCCAAGGCCUCGACUGUGGGGAAGAAGAAGAUGAGAGCUGUCAUUGUCACUCCAGGGUUUACAGACGUGCUGGAUGUGGUGAUGGCAGUUUUGUGCCACCCUGACCCGGAGGUGCGCAGCAGACUGAAGGUUGGAGCAGUCACUGCCUGUGUGGACCCCAUGAACACUUUCUUGGAGGACAGGUUUCUCUUCCCCAAAGUGCUGGAUCAGUGUGCUCCAGGUUGGGUCAACAACAUAGUCUUCACCAGUUGCACAGAAGCACAGAACCCCCAGCUGGAGGUCACACAGCAUCUGGUCCGAGCUGUCAACCCUGACGCUGCCUUUGUCCUGGCUGAAAGGGGAGAGGUUACAAGGUCAGAAGAUGUAGAGCUGAUCCUGUCUGAGACCAUGUUCAGUCAGCCCAAGAUGGCCCAGCUCAGGCACCUCGGAACACCGGGAUGGUCCCAAGGCCGGGUGCAGUCUUCCCCACCCUCCCCCAGCAUGCAGGACAUCUGUAUCUACUUCUCACUACCCCUGGACAGAAUCAAGUUCCAGGCCAAGUGUAAAGCCCUGAAGUCAGCUCUAUCUCCAUACCCGUUCCACGGCAACGUGUACUGCACCAAGGGGCAUGUCAAGUUCCUGGACUCCCCCAAGCUGUAUGAAGUCCUCCACGUUACCCAGAGCGGCUACCUGACCAUGGUUGCCUCGGAGACAGAGCAUGACACUGCAGAUGGAGACUUCUGCGUGGUGUUCACUGGCUGUGGGCUGCAGGAGGAGGUACUGAAGACCUGGCUCAGGGCUUGCACCAGACAGAAACCAGAGAAGAAGGCUUACAGGACAAAGGAGAGCCUGAGCAAGCAGGAGAUGGCAAACAUUCAUAGGAAGCAUCACCUGGAGCCACUGCCUGCAGGAUGGUACUACAACGGGACCAGCUACAUCAGUAUGGACGGGCAGAAGGCAGACAAACACCCUCACAUGGAUCAGUUUGUUGCCGACUACCUCCGCCAGGUAAAUGCAGGCAUCGACAACUACAACAAGAGGAUCGACUCCAAGGAGUACACAGACUUAUUCACAAGGAAAUGAGUCUUCUGGUAGCAAGGCUCAUGCUGUGUAAAUCUUCGAUACCCCAUGUGUACCUGUCCAUUGGGAAAGAAGCUAACAAUAGUUUGUGCCUUCUACUACUAGUAUUUCCAAUGAAUUGUUAAGUAUGCGCUUCCAAAACAAAACUGACAUGUUCUGUAUUUUCAAGAUCAACAUUCCUACCAGCAGUGCCUUUCUUGCAUGAUUCAAUUGUACUUCAUUGUUAAAAGGAAGGCAAACUGAAACAUUGGUACAUGUAGCUGAAAGGUGUUUGGAAGUUGUGUGUGUGGUGUUCUGUGCACAAGUGUGACUAUGAUAGCACUACAUUGGUCAUGGUAGUUUUGUUCAGUAGCGUUGACUUCUAUCUAUUUAUUAGUGUUGACAUUUAUUUGCUCAGCUUGCAGCUGCUAGAUAGGACUUAAUCUGUAACUUCAAGUUCACGAAAGUGUAUUUUCAUUGCAUUAGUUAUAAAGCUUUCAAUA
Molecule: messenger RNA, 4064 nt
Organism: Branchiostoma belcheri (Belcher's lancelet)
Lineage: Eukaryota; Metazoa; Chordata; Leptocardii; Amphioxiformes; Branchiostomatidae
Source: RefSeq, a predicted model, not a curated record